AUGGAGCUCUAUCCCAGCCAGGCAUACCACCCUCUAGAUCACCCCAUGGAGCUCUAUCCCAGCCAGCCCUACCAGCCUCUAGAUCACCCCAUGGAGCUCUAUCCCAGCCAGCCCUACCAGCCUCUAGAUCACCCCAUGGAGCUCUAUCCCAGCCAGGCCUACCACCCUCUAGAUCACCCCAUGGAGCUCUAUCCCAGCCAGGCCUACCAGCCUCCAGAUCACCCCAUGGAGCUCUAUCCCAGCCAGGCCUACCACCCUCCAGAUCACCCCAUGGAGCUCUAUCCCAGCCAGGCCUACCAGCCUCCAGAUCACCCCAUGGAGCUCUAUCCCAGCCAGGCAUACCAGCCUCUAGAUCACCCCAUGGAGCUCUAUCCCAGCCAGGCCUACCACCCUCCAGAUCACCCCAUGGAGCUCUAUCCCAGCCAGCCCUACCAGCUUCUGGACAACCCUGCAGAAGUCAAUCCUUGUCCCAGGCACCAGGCAGCUCAGACAGGCAGCUGA
Messenger RNA from Coregonus clupeaformis (lake whitefish), 501 nucleotides. Its product is annotated as cysteine-rich and transmembrane domain-containing protein WIH2-like. The transcript has a single exon. The record is from RefSeq and is a predicted model, not a curated record. Bases 1 to 501 code for a protein of 166 amino acids. NCBI's taxonomy places the organism in Eukaryota, Metazoa, Chordata, Actinopteri, Salmoniformes, Salmonidae.